AUGAGUAAUGCGAGAGUUGCUUCCACUCUGUCUCUCAAGAGAAAAACUUAUCUUUUCAAAAUCCAAAUUUUGAUUGUAGAUGAUGACUCUACAUCUCUUGCUAUUGUUUCUUCAAUGCUUAAAGCAUGCAAACUUUCCAUUGUCACUGUUAAGAAUUCAUUAGAUGCUUUAGCAACUCUUCGAAGUGCAAAUGAAGCAUUCGAAUUGGUUGUCACUGAUCUUCACAUGCCUGGAAUGAAUGGAUUGGAACUACAAAAGCAAGUCAAAGAAGAAUUCAAGAUUCCUGUUAUUAUAAUGUCAUCAGAUGACAAGGAAAGUGUCGUUUUGAAGAGUUUAGAGAGUGGAGCUGCAUUCUAUAUGGUGAAACCAGUGAAUCCAGAUGAUCUGCACAAUGUUUGGCAGUAUGCAGUGGCUUCCAAGAAAGGUAAAGAGGUUGUAAUUGAUCAGGAAAUGGGAAGUGCUGAAGGGGUAACUUCAUCUAUUGACAAACUUAUUGUUUGUGAGGAUGCUAAUUCUUCUUCAUCGGUGAACGAAGAGGGUAGCCAGAAAAAAAAAAGGGGCAGAAAAAGGGUAAGAGAUCAUCAAGACCAGAAGGAAGAAAAUGAUCCUGUUCCAGCCAAAAAGGCCAAGGUGGUUUGGACAAAUACACUGCAUAAUCGUUUCUUGCAGGCUGUAAGCCAUAUAAGCCUGGAAAAGGCCGUUCCCAAGAAAAUUCUUGAAUUCAUGAACGUACCAGGGUUAACUCGAGAAAAUGUUGCUAGCCAUUUACAGAAAUACCGGAUGUUCCUGAAGAAGGUUGCUGAGAAGGGUUUUUGGACAUCACGUAAUGUGUCGGAAAGGGUACUUAGGUCGUCCUUUGCCUAUGGCUACGCCAACUCGAUGUUCCAAAAUCCCCAACAGGAAUAUUGGCCGUUUCUUAGACAACAGCCAUUCAUGAGAUCAUCAUUCCAACCUGGUUAUGGAGGCACUUUCUGUGGUCUUGGUAGCUCCCGCUGCGGCCUUUUACGCUUUCCUAAUCAAGAAGCUUCAAGUAGCAACUCUGUACCUCAACUCCGCUAUGGGCAAUCCAGUUUAUUUUGCAAUCCGACUAGUUUACAGCGACCAAUGUUUUCCAACCCAUAUCCUCUUCACCUGGCAAAUCGCUCAACAUUCAACAAUACUGGAAUGAAUCUGUUCUCAAAUGCAGCAACUACAAAUGGCGUCACUAGUGGUACAAGUCCAAUGCAAAUGAACCCGGAACAAAAUCAAGCAAAUCUUCAGAACAAUGCUACCCCUUUCAAAUUUGGCACAAUUGGAAUUGACUCUUCCAAUUACUCUUCAGGCGCUAGUAACAUGGGAACUAUUAAUAGUUCAUAUCCUUCUCUGAACCAGAACAAUAAUUACGCUGGAAUCCGAUUGACUAGUGAGGGCGAGCUCAUUGGAACGGGACUAAAGCGAUUCAGUGGGAAUGAGUUAUCAAGUGGCUCUAAUAACGGUUUUAAUGGUUUGAUCAACUGGACUCACAAUAACAAUCUGAACAAUGCACCACCAGGGAAUGAGAAAUUUGGUUUUUCGGGUGCUCAAGUGGCCGGCUUUUCUUCUACUGGUUUUGGAAGUGCAAGCCAAUUUUCACCAACAUUCUUUCCGGCUAAUCCAGAAAAUACUUCAGUGCUAGCACCAAUGCCUCAGCAAACUUCAGCGCUAGCACCACUGUCUCAGCAACAUACCAGUACUGGUCUUGCGAAUACUGAGGGAGAAAAUGACAAUGCUUUCCAUAACCUGAUGAAUAAUGCUUCUAACUUCUGUAGCAUUUCUGAUAAUAAUCAGCAAGAUCUUGGCGAAGGUGAUCUUGGUGAACUCCUGUUCGGGUCAACCUAUGCAACUCCUUACCAGGAACAGAAUGUGGAAGGGUUCCUGAAUGUUAAUUUACCUAGCAGCCCAUAUCCUGCUGAAGUGAGCUCUCCUGUCAAUGAACUCCUAAAUGCAGAAUUUUCUAGCGCAUGCACUAUUGCUGACAAAACUCCUGAACAAUCCUCUAGCCAGCCUCAAGGCAGGGAAGAAACUGUGAAUUUCGACUUUGGUGGCCAUGUUAGUCCAGUACGAGAUGACUAUUAUCCAAGCUUUGAGCAGCCACAAUGCAGUUAUGUGGAGCCUGUGAAUUCUGAGCUCAGUGGCAUACAUCUUGAAGAAGCACCAAUAUCCGGAAAUGAGGUUUGGGGAGAGGAGUACUUGAACUUCCUGCUUACUGAUGAGUGA
Messenger RNA from Hevea brasiliensis (rubber tree), 2235 nucleotides. Its product is annotated as putative two-component response regulator ARR21. The coding region runs from base 1 to 2235 and encodes 744 amino acids. Gene Ontology annotation, molecular function: DNA binding. Gene Ontology annotation, biological process: cytokinin-activated signaling pathway; phosphorelay signal transduction system. The transcript has 9 exons. The record is from RefSeq and is a predicted model, not a curated record. Lineage: Eukaryota; Viridiplantae; Streptophyta; Magnoliopsida; Malpighiales; Euphorbiaceae.